GGAGUCUCUCUGUGUCUCUGUGUCCGGAGGAGGGGAUCACCGGCAGUGCUGACUAUGGCUUUCUCACUGAACGAAGAGAGUGGCCGAGGACAAGAUUGCUGGGAUAUACCCCGUUCAGAAACCCCAGCCUUGUCUACCUGUAGUAAUGCUGACAUCUUCCGCAGAAUAAACGCUAUGUUAGACAACUCAUUGGAUUUCACCGGAGUGUGCACUACUCCCAUCACCAAGGGUCGUCGGGACAUCAUGGGAGACUUGAACAAAGGAGAUUCUUCAGCGAGCAGUAGAAUGCUAUUUCCCACAUCUGCACAGGAUUCGUCCCGGGGCCUCCCUGAUACCAUGGACCUAUGCUUGGGCCUGCAGUCCCUAAACCUAACUGGGUGGGACCGUCCAUGGAGCACCCACGACUCGGACAAUGCAGUACAGACCAAUUCGCCAUCGGUUUUAGGUUUGCUGGCUAGCCCUCUGGGUGGUCAGCUGGCUAGAUUCCCGUCGCUGGAUCCAGUUGGAUCAGAGUAUGUCGACCAGCUUGCAUCACCUUUCCCCAAGAGAUUUGACAACCGUUCAGUGUUGGAUUCUCGAUCAAGUAGCCCAUCUGACUCUGACACAAGUGGCAUCAGUUCUGGUUCUGAUCACCUUUCAGAACUGAUGUCAAGCCUGCGCAUUUCCCCUCCAAUUUCCUUCUUGCCCAUGGGUGGAGGAGCCAGAGACGCAAUGAAACAGUUUGGUGUAGGCCCUCGACUCGAUCAUGAUCAGGUUUCGAUGGCGGCUGUGAACUAUCCUGGAAGCCCCAGCCCUUUAAAAAGGUGGUCCGGAAGCUCUGGGUGGCCAAAUUGGGAUCUGUUGGACAGUGCAGAAGAUCCCUUCAGUAUCGAAAGGGAGGCUAGACUACAUAGACAAGCGGCAGCAAUGAGUGAAGCAAUGUUUACUUGGAGUGGCCAACUUCCACCCCGGAAUUACAAGAAUCCAAUCUAUUCCUGCAAGGUGUUCCUGGGUGGUGUGCCUUGGGACAUCACUGAAGUUGGAUUGAUCAAUACUUUCAGGGUAUUUGGUGCUCUGAGUGUAGAGUGGCCGGGUAAGGAUGGCAAGCACCCUCGCUGCCCACCCAAAGGUAAUAUGCCGAAAGGUUAUGUCUAUUUGGUUUUUGAGUCUGAGAAGUCGGUCCGUGCACUACUUCAAUCCUGCACACAUGAUCUCAUGAGCACUGAUGGCACAAGCGAGUACUACUUUAAAAUGUCCAGCCGCAGGAUGCGCUGCAAAGAGGUUCAAGUCAUCCCCUGGGUCCUUUCUGAUAGCAACUUUGUCCGCAGCCCGUCUCAACGCCUGGAUCCCAGUAAGACGGUGUUUGUUGGUGCACUCCAUGGAAUGUUGAAUGGGGAAGCUUUGGCAGCUAUUAUGAAUGAUCUGUUUGCAGGAGUGGUAUAUGCUGGUAUUGACACAGACAAGCACAAAUAUCCAAUCGGUUCUGGUCGGGUUACCUUCAACCACCCGCAGAGUUACCUGAAAGCAGUUGGAGCAGCGUUUGUGGAGAUAAAGACUCCCAAGUUUACCAAAAAGGUGCAAAUCGAUCCGUAUCUGGAGGAUUCUGUGUGCCAAGCCUGCAAUGUUCAUCCAGGACCAUUCUUCUGCAGAGACCGAGUCUGCUUCAAGUACUUCUGCCGUUCGUGCUGGCAGUGGCAGCACUCUCUGGAGAUUCUGCGUCACCACCGUCCACUGAUGCGCAAUCAGAAGAGCCGCGAUUCUAGCUAAAUUCGCAGCGAAGAGGGAUUUUUUUUUUCAGUUUCUGAGUGUUGAGCCAGGAUUGGCGCCAGAUUGGGAACAGCGAUUAUGGACUAAAGUUCACUCUUGCACUUGCUACUUGCUGUUUAAUAUUCACAAUUGCACUUAUGCACCGUGAAUUCCAUGGGGUUUUGGGGCCCACAACAGCAGUUCCAGACAGACGUCCUGCACAGAGGUGAGAGCCAGGUCUUGGAAGGUGUUGAAGCCAUGGCUUCACAUUUAGAUUUUUAGGCUUUUUUACAUUCCUUGCAUUUUGACAAUGUUGCAAGUUCAUUACCUUUCCACUAGCGGUUGCCAUACAGUGCCUUUGAUUUUUUUUUCCUCCAUCAGAUACUGGUGUGAAAUGUUUCAGCCGGUUUUUUUACUUAACUCCGAGGCAGACUAGUGCUUUAUUUAGCAAAUCAAAUUCAAUAUUUUACGCUCCGUUUUUACAGAUGCAACUGCCUUUUUAAGGCUUCAUUUUUUUGACCAGUUCUUUUUUUACACUGUUGAAGGUUUUAGUCCAAACACAACUGUGACUCUUUCCUUGGCGGCUUAACAUUUUGGUGUGUCUGCCUGCUAUAACGGACCCUGGGUCAUUGUUGUAAAUCAAGACGUUUGCAACCAUUGGUGUGGAUUUACGGAUAAGAAACUGGACCGAAAUAACGACAUUCGAGCUGCUGUACAUAGUUUUAAGGUGUUCUUUGCACUUUUUAAUUUGCACUAUGGGUAGGAAGUUAGAGGUUUUUAAUCACCAUUUUCACUGAUGAUGGUUUUUUUUUUGUACUUGAGCAGAAGGGGUUUGGCCGGGCCAGGCUGAGUAUCCGGUUAGGUCCCUUUCGGGCAGUUGCUCAUUACUGUUUAAAAGAAUAAGCUAGCACUGAGCAGCUGCUUGGGUCUCCAGUUACUUGAAGAGGUUUUUACUCUUGUGGUUUUUUGAUCUGAAGCUGUGUGCCAAAGAACCAGUGUCCUUAAACUUUUUUUUUGCUGAGCUGUUGCCUUGUCGCUCGCCCAGCUGCUGUUGAGUGUUAGUAAGGUCUCUACCUCACUGUUGUGGUAUGCAGGUAUGACUGCAGUUACCUGAAGUUGUCGAGUAAGCUGUUAAUGUUGGGCACAAAAAUAAACUUGUUGAAGCAGAAA
This is a messenger RNA of Callorhinchus milii (elephant shark), 2895 nucleotides long. It is a transcript of the gene cpeb1a, whose product is annotated as cytoplasmic polyadenylation element binding protein 1a. Gene Ontology annotation, biological process: negative regulation of cytoplasmic translation. The coding region runs from base 55 to 1746 and encodes 563 amino acids. Gene Ontology annotation, cellular component: synapse; neuron projection; nucleus. Gene Ontology annotation, molecular function: translation factor activity, RNA binding; mRNA regulatory element binding translation repressor activity; mRNA 3'-UTR binding. The transcript has 12 exons. NCBI's taxonomy places the organism in Eukaryota, Metazoa, Chordata, Chondrichthyes, Chimaeriformes, Callorhinchidae. The record is from RefSeq and is a predicted model, not a curated record.